Mycena indigotica is the source of this 720-nucleotide messenger RNA. Its product is annotated as DJ-1 protein-PfpI domain-containing protein. NCBI's taxonomy places the organism in Eukaryota, Fungi, Basidiomycota, Agaricomycetes, Agaricales, Mycenaceae. The record is from RefSeq and is a predicted model, not a curated record. The transcript is spliced from 3 exons. The coding region runs from base 10 to 720 and encodes 236 amino acids.
AAGUCUUUCAUGUCAACCGCGACGCUGCAUCUCGCCGUUUGCAUCAGUGAAGAAGUGACGCUCUCUGACUUUGUCCAGCCAAUCGAAAUUUUGGCGGCUGGCUUCCAGACUGCUGCGACAACAAGUCCGUCGACGACAAGCGGAUACUCACCUCCCGUACCCUUCAAGGUAGUAUUUGACUACCUUGCACCAACGAUGGACCCCGUUGUAUCCGCGUUUGGUCCUUCAAUGGCGACGUUGAAUCCAACUAAAACCUACGCCCAAGUUACAGAGAGCGGAAUGCAGUACGACAUUAUCUGGGUUCCCGCUGGGCCGCCGCCGCAUGGAGGCAUAGACCGGACGCCGCCUGAGGAGAUCGAAUUUAUACGUGCUCAAGCUCCAGGCGCCAAGUACAUCCUGUCCGUGUGCAGUGGAGCGCUACAACUCGCUUUGGCUGGGGUACUGUCGGGAAAGAAGGCCACCACUAACAAGGCAUUCUACCGCGUUAUAACUGAAACAGCCACAACAGCCUCCGAUAUCGACUGGCAACCGCGAGCGCGUUGGGUUGUCGAUGGGAAUGUCUGGACUAGCUCCGGUGUUGCCGCCGGAAGCGACAUGGCCCUCGCCUUCCUCGAGCAUCUUGCCGGUGCAAAGCUUGCUCGUCAAGUCCGCGGCUUAGUGGAAAUCCCUGAAGUGUCCUCGUUUGACGACCCAUUCGCGGAAUUCCACGGGCUUGUUUAA